Molecule: messenger RNA, 1538 nt
Organism: Oldenlandia corymbosa var. corymbosa
Lineage: Eukaryota; Viridiplantae; Streptophyta; Magnoliopsida; Gentianales; Rubiaceae
Source: the annotation of a GenBank genome assembly
CAGGGGGGUUAUUGUAGUUUGGCCAAAACUCAAGGUGCAUUUAGUUAAAGGACCAUAACUCGAAUAAUUUAUUCCUUCUCCUACUCCCUCGUCUUCUUCAUCGCCGGACCGCUGCUCCUUCUCCUCGCCAUCGCCGGACUUCUUCUUUCUUCUCUUCUUCAUCCAGAGCCACAAGAACUAAGAAUACAGUUGUUCCAAGGGUUUCGAAUUCUCCAUUCCUGAUUAAGAUGGCGUCCCACACUCACCUUGACGUGGAUGAAGAUUUUGGUGGUGAGUUUGCGGGCAACAACUCAAAGCUUUCAGGUAACAAAAGAGGCUUCGCGGACCUUGAUGAUGAUGAAGAUGAUAUUUUUGGCUCGAAGAAGGGUAAGCUGAAAGAGGAAGAGAUUGCUGCCCCUGGUGUUGCAACGGGGAUGAUUUUGUCUCUCCGUGAGAGUCUGCAGGAGUGUGAGGAUCGCCUUGCAACAUGUCAGAGAGAUCUUGAUGCUGCGAAGUCUGAGAUUCAAAAAUGGCAUUCUGCAUUCCAGAAUGAGCCAUUUGUACCAUCAGGCACAAGUCCAGAGCCAAGAUUGGUUGUCAGUUACGUUCAGAAUUUGAAGUCAUCUGAGGAGUUCCUGCGGGAGCAGCUUGAAAAAUCCAGGAAGAAAGAAGCUGCCUUCAUUGUUACAUUUGCUAAACGUGAGCAGGAGAUAGCGGAGCUGAAGUCAGCAGUUAGGGAUUUGAGAGCCCAACAAAAACCGCCAUCAAUGCAGGCAAGGAGGUUAUUAUUAGAUCCAGCAAUCCAUGAAGAAUUCACACGAUUAAAGAAUUUGGUAGAGGAGAAGGAUAAGAAGGUGAAGCAGUUGCAGGAGCAAUUAGAUGAGGUUCAGUUUACCCCACAAAGUAGGAUGGGAAAGCAGUUGAUGGCGAAAUGCAGGACCUUGCUGGAGGAAAAUGAAUUAAUUGGAAACCAAGCUAAUGAAGGAAAGAUUCAUGAAUUAGGGAUGAAACUUGCUCUGCAAAAAUCUCAGUAUUCAGAACUCAAAAGUCAUUUUGAAGGACUAUGCCAGAAAAUGGAAGGAUUAACAGAUGAUGUGGACAGAUCAAAUGAAAUGGUGGCCGUUUUACAAGAAAAGCUGGAAGAGAGAGAUGCUGAGAUUACGAGGCUAAAGCACGAACUUGAACAGAGGAAUGGGAUAGAGAAAGAGAGAUCUGAUGUAGUUGUUGAUGAGAAUCCGAGUGACGAAGGAACAACAGUAAUAGCUGAAACGACUUAAAAACCAGCCUUGUUUUGUUUUGUCAUGUUCCCCCGGCCUGGAAUUUGUGUUUUCCUUGUUGUACACCCUUAAUUUAAUUUAAUGUAAUUUUUUUUUUUUUUCAAUUUUGGUCUUUGGCCUACAUUUUUGUAAUCCUUUUCACAUUUGUUGUUGUAGCGACUGGCACUUGUAAUUUUUUUGAGGCGUAUGGAAUUUUCACAUUUAUUAUUUUUCCAAAGAAAGCUCAUUCCGACAUUUGAACUAGCUAAACACGAGGCAGGAUCACCAACACAGAACCAUGCU